ACGUACGGAGGAUCUUUCUUGUAUCAUAUGGAACAAAAUCGAGUGGCAAUUGGAUUCGUGGUUGCGUUGGAUUAUCAGAAUCCCUAUUUACAUCCUUACAAGGAAUUUCAGAGAUACAAGCACCAUCCACGUAUCAAAAAAUACCUCGAAGGCGGAACUUGCAUAGCGUAUGGUGCUAGGGCACUGAACGAAGGAGGCCUACAAUCGAUUCCCAAGCUUGCUUUUCCUGGAGGAGCUCUAAUAGGUGAUACCGCAGGCUUUUUGAACGUAUUAAAAAUAAAGGGCAGCCAUACGGCCAUGAAAUCCGGUAUGCUUGCAGCUGAAGCGGCCUACAAGGCGUUAACGUCGGAAGGAUCGUCGAGCAACACACCAGUGUUGUUAACGGAAUAUGAAGAAUCGCUGAAGAAUUCGUGGGUGUGGAAAGAGUUAUAUCAAGUAAGGAAUGUCAGACCGUCAUUCAACAAUCCGUUUGGUUUGUACGGAUUUUUGGCCUAUUCGGGAUUGGAAGCGUUUAUCCUCAAGGGAAGAGUACCAUGGACUUUCCAUCAUCAUCCAGAUUAUGCUGCAUUGAAACCUGCCAGCCAAUGCAAACCAAUAGAAUAUCCAAAGCCUGAUGGCAAAAUUUCGUUCGAGUUGUUGGAGAAUCUUGCUAGGAGUGGGACGAAUCACACUGAAAAUCAGCCAGUACAUCUUCGUGUACGGGACAAGAAAAUACCCGUUGAAAGGAAUCUCAAGAUAUUUGGAGGACCAGAGGGUCGAUUUUGUCCUGCGGGUGUGUAUGAAUUCGUGGAUGAUGAAGCUAAUCAAGGAGAAAAACGGCUACAAAUCAAUUCACAAAAUUGCGUGCAUUGCAAGACUUGUGACAUAAAAGACGUAUCACAAAACAUAGACUGGGUUACUCCUGAGGGUGGGAAUGGACCUGCAUAUUCGUAUACUUAG
This is a messenger RNA of Paraglomus occultum, 939 nucleotides long. The record is from the annotation of a GenBank genome assembly. Lineage: Eukaryota; Fungi; Glomeromycota; Glomeromycetes; Paraglomerales; Paraglomeraceae.